GCCCCUCCUCCGAUCGUUCUACGUGCUUUCGCGUAGCUCCGCCUUUUCUAAGUCUGCCGCCUCGCAAGAUGGCUGAGAGGCUGCUGGGCUCCGAGCCGUGGAACCGCGUGAGGAUUCCUAAGGCGGGGAGCCUCAGCGCAGUGAUGGUGCAGCACCCAAGCGUGACCCUUCACCUUUGGAUUGCAAAUGUGAUUAAAGAAUGCCAUCUCGUCACAGUAUCGCUGAAGAGCCGAGCCUUAGAUGCAGAAACAGAUGUGUUAUGUGCAGUCCUUUACAGCAAUCACAACAGAAUGGGCCGCCACAAAUCCCAUUUGGCCCUCAAACAGGUUGAGCAAUGUCUAAAACGUUUGAAAAACAUGAAUUUGGCAGGUUCAAUUCAAGAACUGUUUGAGUUGUUUUUUCCCAGUAAAAAUCAGCCUGUAAAUACCAGUGCCAUCCCCGGUCAGCCAGUGAUGGAAGUGGUGCUCAUGAAGGUUUUGGGAGCCUGCAAGUUGUUGCUUCGCUUGUUGGACUGCUGCUGCAAAACAUUUCUCUGGACUGUGAAACAUCUACGUUUGCAAGAGUUCAUUAUUUUAAACCUUGUGAUAGUAGGGCUGGUGAGCAGGUUAUGGGUUCUCUAUAAAGGUGUUUUUAAAAGGUUGAUUUUGUUCUACGAGACUUUGUUUGGAUUGCUUCAAGAGGUGUCUAGGAUUCAACCAAUGCCUUACUUCAAAGAUUUUACCUUUCCUUCUGAUAUCACUGAAUUUUUAGGAGAGCCAUUUUUUGAAGUCUUUGAGAAAGAAAUACCUACAGCUUUUGCAACUAGAGGAAUAAGUAAAUGGCUAAAUAAGCUGUUUUUAAUAAGUGAGCAGUCACCAAAGGCCAUUGAAGAAAUCUUACUUGGAAUUUCCAAAAAUGAUGAACAAAUUAAGAUAAAUACACAGAAUAAUGAGGAUCUUGGACAGCCAGUAAAGAAUAAGAAAGUUUUCAAAGAAAAGUCAUCAGAAUUUGAUGUGAGGGCUUUCUGCAACCAGUUGAAACACAAAGCUACUCAGACCAGCUUUGAUUUUAAACUAAAGACAACCAAGCAUUCUUCUCAGAAAGUGAUAUCAACUUCUCAAGCCAGAAGUUUUGUGCAAAGAUUCCAAGAGGCUGAGUCUUUCACACAACUUUCUGAAGAAAUCCAAAUGGCAGUUGUAUGGUGCAGGAGCAAAAAACUCAAGGCUCAGGCCAUUUUUCUGGGUAACAAACUUCUUAAAAGCAACCGGCUUAAACAUCUGGAAGCUCAAGGUACUAGUUUGCCGAAGAAACUAGACUGCAUAAAAACGUCUAUUUGCAACUGCCUUCUUCGUGGCUCAGGUAUUAAAACUUCAAAGCAUCAUCUGAGACAGAGAAGAUCACAGAAUAAAUUUUUACGGAGACAAAGGAAACCACAAAGAAAGCUGCAGUCGACUCUUUUAAGGGAAAUUCAGUUCUCUCAAGGGACUCAGAAUGUUGCUGCAGAUACUGGUGCUAAGUGGAGACUCGCACACUGUACUGUGUAUAGAACUGAUCUCUACCCUAAGAGUAAGCAAUUCUUGAGUAGUGGAGUUUCAAUGACUGUCAUGCAAACUAAGGGGAAAAUGAUUCAUGAAAAUCUUAGAGGUAUCCAUGAAAAUGAAACUUAUUCGUACACGGUGAUGCAAAGAAAUAAAAACAGUACAUCAGGAACUAUUAAGGAGACAGAUGACAUUGAUGAUAUUUUUGCUUUAAUGGGAGUUUAGAUGUUCGUACAUGAGACUUAAUAAGUGAUUAACAAGGCUAGUUCAGUAUUCUGUUUUAAUUGGAACUGCUGAGACCUGGAAGUACCACCUGGACUCACAGAGGAGCUGCUUUAGAGCAGCAUUGCAGAGGAAUUAAUUCCAUUUCAGUUAGAUUUACAUUUAAAGUAGCACUGUGCCAUUCAUCAACAAGUAUUUCUUUUUGGCUUCAACCACAUGCCAGGUGUUAAGAUGAAAAGUCUGCCACAGCCUGCCUUUGAGAACCAGAUGUAAUUCCUUGAGUGAGGCUAGUAAGUCUCUCUGAGACAGUUUAAUAACCAUUUGCAAAAACCAUUGUGCCUUGAGGUAGAUGAGGGAGGAUGAGGAGUAGCAAGGAAACACCUGAAAGGUCACUUUGGCCUUAUUAGCUGCAUUGUAGAUAGCUCUGCCUCUUAAUACUAAAGUUUGUAGCUCCUGACAAUUGUGCUGUCUUGUUUAUAUAUUGGAAUUGAUCAUCAAGCGUUGCCACUGCUUGUAUUACCAGGGCCUGGUUACAACCAUUAUUUCUGUUCAUUUGUUCAUCUUAUAUUAAAGUUGAGUUUGGAAUUCUCCAAGAAGUUUUAAUUUUCUUUAUUUGGAUGCCAGUGAUUGAUUCCAAAUAAACCUUUUUUACAAAAAGG
This is a messenger RNA of Saimiri boliviensis boliviensis (Bolivian squirrel monkey), 2398 nucleotides long. It is a transcript of the gene RMP64, whose product is annotated as ribonuclease MRP subunit p64. Lineage: Eukaryota; Metazoa; Chordata; Mammalia; Primates; Cebidae. Gene Ontology annotation, biological process: positive regulation of Notch signaling pathway. The record is from RefSeq and is a predicted model, not a curated record. Gene Ontology annotation, cellular component: nucleus.